AUGAAGGUCCUGAUCGACAAGUUGGACACGAACACGGAGACCAUCCACCGCUUAGAGGACUCGCUAAAGGAUGACAUACGCCGUAUGAAGGCAGAUGUUGCCCAACAGAACGAACGCAUCGAUGCACUCGACCGCAAGAUGGCCCAUUCGGCCCAGGAGCAGGCCAACGAGAUUGCGCAGAUUGUGGAAGGUCAGCUUACGGAAUCUCUCAAAAGCAG
Molecule: messenger RNA, 218 nt
Organism: Prorocentrum cordatum
Lineage: Eukaryota; Dinophyceae; Prorocentrales; Prorocentraceae
Source: the annotation of a GenBank genome assembly